Molecule: messenger RNA, 6582 nt
Organism: Dunckerocampus dactyliophorus (ringed pipefish)
Lineage: Eukaryota; Metazoa; Chordata; Actinopteri; Syngnathiformes; Syngnathidae
Product: ribosome quality control complex subunit NEMF-like
Exons: 32
Coding region: 197-3301 (1034 amino acids)
Biological process (GO): rescue of stalled cytosolic ribosome; ribosome-associated ubiquitin-dependent protein catabolic process
Cellular component (GO): RQC complex
Molecular function (GO): ribosomal large subunit binding; tRNA binding
Source: RefSeq, a predicted model, not a curated record
GAUUCGCAGGAGACAUAAGAGCAUUGAGUGCCGAGACAAUACCACAACUAACUAUAAGGUUUGCUCCACGUCGGCUUCCCUACUUGUAUGCCUGACUGCGCAUGCUCGAUAAUCAUCCCCGAUAUGCUAAGUGUGACACAAGCUAGACUUAUCAUUUUUUAUACGUUUUUCUCUUUUUAACACACAAUAAUUAAACAUGAAAACACGAUUCACCACAGCGGACAUCAGGGCUGUUAUCGCCGAGAUAAAUGCCAACUACAUCGGCAUGAGAGUGAACAACGUGUACGACAUCGACAACAAGACGUACCUCAUUCGGCUACAAAAGCCUGACAGCAAAGCCGUUCUGCUGCUUGAAUCUGGCAUCCGGAUCCACUCCACAGACUUCGAAUGGCCGAAGAACAUGAUGCCUUCAGGCUUUGCAAUGAAAUGCCGCAAGCACCUGAAGACGCGACGGCUGACACAGGUGAAGCAGCUCGGGAUCGACAGGAUCGUCGACAUCCAGUUUGGCUCUGACGAGGCCGCCUAUCACCUCAUCGUAGAACUCUAUGACCGGGGUAACAUCGUUCUUACAGACUACGAGUACACCAUUUUGAACCUGCUGCGAUUUCGUACAGCCGAGGCGGAAGACGUCAAGAUCGCCGUGCGGGAGCGGUACCCUGUGGAGAGCGCUCGUCCCCCAGAACCACUCAUCACUCUAGAAAGACUGACUGAAAUCAUCAGCAAAGCAACAAAUGGAGAGCAAGUGAAAAGGGUGCUGAACCCUCACCUUCCUUAUGGAGCCGCCGUGAUAGAACAUUGUUUAAUGGAAGCUGGACUGCCGGGCUCAGUCAAAGUUGACAGUCAAGUGGCGGCUUCUCAAGUUGCACCUAAAAUCCUGGAAGCCCUGGAAAUUGCUGAGAUGUACAUGGAAAAAGCAGAGAACUUUAGCGGCAAAGGCUUCAUCAUUCAAAAGAGGGAGAAGAAACCAAGCUCAACUCCAGGGAAAGCCAGCGAAGAGCUUCUCACUUACGAUGAAUUUCAUCCGUUCCUCUUUGCCCAACAUUUAAAAAGCCCCUACUUGGAGUUUGAUACUUUUAACAAGGCAGUGGAUGAGUUUUUCUCCAAGAUGGAGAGCCAGAAGAUCGACAUGAAGGCUUUGCAGCAAGAGAAGCAAGCAUGGAAGAAGCUGGAGAAUGUCAAGAGGGACCAUGAGCAAAGACUGGAGGCCUUGCAUCAAGUUCAGGAAGUGGACAGAGUGAAAGGUGAGCUCGUGGAGAUGAACCUGACCGUGGUGGAGAGGGCGCUGCAGGUGAUCCGCAGCGCUCUAGCCAACCAGGUGGACUGGACGGAGAUCGGUGUGCUCGUCAAAGAAGCGCAAGCCGCCGGUGACCCUGUGGCGUGUGCCAUCAAGGAGCUGAAGCUGCAGACCAAUCACAUGACCAUGCUUUUAAAGAAUCCUUACAUUACUGAGGAAGAGCAGGAGGAGGAAGUGUUGAAGGAGCCCAAUGAAGAGAAGGAGAAGAAAUUCAAAAACAAAAACAAAGACAAAGGACAGAACAAGAACCUGCAGAGGAACAAGCCCAUGUUGGUUGAUGUGGAUCUUGGCCUGUCAGCCUACGCCAAUGCCAAAAAGUACUACGACUGCAAGCGCAGUGCCGAGAAGAAGGAGCAGAAAACAAUCCAGGCAUCAGUUAAGGCCAUGAAAUCCGCAGAGAAAAGAACCCAGCAAACCCUGAAAGAAGUCCAGACGGUGACCACCAUUCAGAAGGCCAGGAAGCUUUACUGGUUUGAGAAGUUCCUGUGGUUCAUCACCUCUGAGAACUACCUCGUCAUCGCAGGAAGGGACCAGCAGCAGAACGAGAUGAUCGUCAAGCGCUACCUGCGGGCCGGCGACAUCUAUGUCCAUGCUGACCUCCACGGUGCAACCAGCUGCAUUAUCAAAAACCCCACAGGUAAUCCCAUGCCCCCUCGCACCCUGACAGAGGCGGGCACCAUGGCUGUGUGCUACAGUGCCGCCUGGGAUGCUAAGAUCGUCACCAGUGCUUGGUGGGUCCACCAUCAUCAGGUGUCCAAAACUGCUCCUACAGGAGAGUACCUGACCACUGGUAGCUUCAUGAUUAGAGGGAAGAAAAACUAUCUUCCGCCUUCCUACUUGAUUAUGGGCUUUGGCUUCCUCUUCAAGGUCGACGAGCAGUGCGUGUUUCGGCACAGAGGCGAGCGUAAGGUGAAAACGGUGGAGGAGGAUGUGGAGGAAGUGGCGUCCAGAACCGCUGAGCUGUUGGAGGAAGGGGAGGAGCUGAUUGGGGACGAUAGCGGCGCCGAGGACGAAGCAGGCGGAGAUGAGGAGGUGGGAAAUGGCGAUGGCAAUGCACCGCAAACGGGGCAGGCGGGCGAUAACGGCUCAGAGUUUGAGGAGAUCAAAGAGGAAGGAAGUGAAGAAUUGAGCUACCCUGAUACGACCAUCGCCCUCACUCACUUGCAACCCAACAGGAACUCCCAGAACCUCUUCUUCAAAAAGGAAGAGCCCCCUCAGGCUGAUGUCCACUUGCUAGGGAAGAAGCACAUGACGGCGAAACAGAGACGAGACGAAAAGAAGAAGAAGCAGAAACAGGAGGAAGUGGCCGACCCCGACAACACUGACGUGGACCCCAGCUCCAAAAGUAGCGCAGGCCCCUCCCAGGCGCCGCUGAAGAGAGGCCAGAAGAACAAGCUGAAGAAGAUCAAAGAAAAGUACAAGGACCAGGAUGAGGAGGACCGCGAGCUUAUGAUGCAGCUGCUAGGGUCGGCUGGUUCCGCAAAGGAAGAGAAGGACAAAGGAAAGAAAGGUAAGAAGGGAAAAGCGAAAGAGGAGCCUGUGAGGAAGCCCGUCCCUCAGAAGCCUCCUCCGAAGCCUCGCCAAGAGGAGGUUGCGGCCAAGAGACCACAGCAGACGGCAGGCGAGGAUGAGGAGGCAGCUCCUGCGGAACAAGAGGACAAGGAGGACGACGUGGAUCCAGACAACCCCGGAGCAGAGGAAGCAGAGAACCUACUCACCUCCCUAACAGGACUACCUCACCUUGAGGACUUGCUGAUGUUUGCGGUGCCCGUGUGCGCCCCCUACAGUGCACUCUCCAACUUCAAGCAUAAAGUCAAGCUGACACCAGGCAGCCAAAAGAAAGGAAAAGCCGCACGCACCGCACUUUUGAGCUUCAUGAAAGCCAAAGAAGCUUCAGUGAGAGAAAAGGAUCUACUACGCAGUGUCAAGGAUGCCGACCUGUCCAGGAACAUGCCUGGCAAAGUGAAAGUUUCUGCUCCCAACCUGCUGGCAGCCAAGAGGAAGUAAGACAUGUAGAUCAUUUAUAUCGGAUACGUGAUUUACUGCUGGAUUAUGAAAACGGACUCUAAUCACCAAAAUCCGUCUUUGGAAUUGGGGUGGGGAGAAUAAUCAUGUGAGUAACAAAUUUCUCUUUGAGUGCCUUUCAUUUUCACAAUUUACACCCACUAGCCACAACAUUAGGUACACCAGGUUCAACAUAUGAAAAUUCUCUAUAUAUGUCAGCAAUGUGUUGUGUUGUGGCUGUACUUAUACUACUGUGAAAUUGUUUUGUGUGCUGCGGAAAGGACCUUGUUAAUAGGUAUCAUGAACGGUAGCCAACAACUGCAAAACAAAUUACAAUUACACCACCCGGAAGGGGAACGUUCAUUUUCUGGUUAAUGUUGGUGGCCGAGAAGUGCAAAACACUUGAAUGAAAAUGAAAACAAAUGACAAUUACACUAGCCGGUAGGGGAUUGUACCACACGAAUCACACAGGAAGCAGUAACAUUUGGAGUUGUAGCGUGUGUGAAUGGAGGCACACAUUUGAGCUGCUUGAUGCGAUUUUGUUGCACAUGUGGCUGGUCGUUGGAGUUGUUAAAUAGAACUCACCAGACGGAAGGAACAGAUGUACUACAGGAGUCCAGCAAAUAUUUUAAUACAACAGGGGUACAGUCCGCUUCCGGGUGGUGUAAUUGGAAUUUGUUUUGCACUUCUCAGCCACCGUACCAUCUUGCUAAGGUGAGGCACAACAGGGGUACUUUUACUUUCUAUUUAGUAACAAAAAAUUAAAUUGUGAAAGUGUAAAGACUUAAAAUAUUUCUUUAAGAGUGAGAGUUGUGUCACUUGUUGGGCCAAAGCUGAUGCUCAAUACAAAAAGUAAAACAUAUUUUAUUCAUUACAGAGCACAAUUUAAAAACCUUAUAUAGAAUAUGUUGCUUACAAUGGAAAGAAAACAUUGUCCUUGUCCCUUUAGAGUCCUUGAAGCUUGCUGCAAAGAUAAGAGAGCAGUAUUAUUAAUUAUUGUUCAAACAGCAGAUAUUUUGCAACGCACAGAAGUGUAAAACAUCCCACCUGUCCUCAACUGUUCUGUUGGAUGGGUAGUACACCUUAAAUGUAAAACCACUUUUUGGGAAAGAGCCCUGUAGUGAUAAGACAUUAGCCAUCAGACAAGUCCAACAACACUGAAUAACGUAUGAAAUAGAAUACAUACUGGAUUGACACACAGGCAGUCCAAGUGGUUGAUGCUGAAAGGGUCGUACUUGUCUGCAAAGACCACAACGUCAGGGACUGGGUAAACUCGUAAGGUGUAGUCGUACGCCCAAAACACAGGACUGACAUAGAGGGGCAGCGGGGUCAGGUGGGCCUGGGACAGGAUGGUCCUAACAAACUGAGAGCAACGAAGUGAACAUCUGGGUCCUAACAGGGAUUUUCCCAAAUUGUCAUGAGACUCACGUGGUUUGGAAUGUCAAGAUUGCUAUUGGGCAAGCCCACGCAGUUCCUGCACAUCUUGUUGACCAGGUCCUCUCUGAUGACGAUGAUCUCCUGGCUGCAGUACUGGAUCCUGACAAGGUAACAGAGAACAUGGGUCUGUCGCUCAAAUUUGAUAUGGUUUAAUAGAAUUCUAUAAACUACAUUAAUCACUCCUUUAUUGCGAUUAAUUGGUUCAUCACCCAAGUGAUUUUCCGUGAAGUAGGAGUCUUUCUUUAGAAAUGGAAUAUUUUCCUAGUUGGAGCACAAUAAACCUGUUUACGACCUUCUAAACACAAUCUUUAACAUUAUUAGAGCCCUCUAGACAUGAAAUAUCACCCCAUAGUCACCUUUACACUUGUACUACCCACUAUAGUAGAUAUGAUCAAAGAAAAUAACACACAUUAGACAUGAUAUAGACUCACACGAGAGCACUGGGAUAGUGCCUCAUUGUUUUAAACUUCCUGUUCUGGAAAGUACUUCACGUGGUGGCUACUGUCGCAUCGACGUAAUAUUACUGACACCUAGUGACCAGGGUAGUAAUACAGAUCACCAUAUCUUUGAAUGAAUCUUCUGAAUGCCUUAGUUUUUACUCAAUUUAACCAUUUUUAUGCUUGAAAAUGUUUGAUUUAGGCACAAAAUAUGUAAAUGCUGCUUAAAAUUUGCUUAAAUAUGCACAUGUUUUUGGACUAAUAGGCCGUGUUCAACCACAAAACAAGAUGAUUUAUUAAUAUUUUUGACAAACUGCGAUAGAGUGUACAAAGUCGAAGCGGUGAGGGAUUACUGUACACAUUUGUUGUGUUGUUGUGUGUAUUGCAUGUGCAGUACAGUGGUACCUCAAAGUUUUUAGGGUGUUAAAACUUCAAAAAGCUACCACUGUAUUUGUGUGAUUUGGCGUCAUUUUAAAGAUGAUUGAGUUUACAAAAUCCCAGACUACUACCUGCAUGGGUUGGUGGUGAACACUGAGAAAGGAACCCUCCGUCUGAACUCCUCCGUGAUGUGAUCAGCCAGCGGAGGGCUGUUGAGAAACAUCACUGACUUAUUUCAACCACUGAACUGCUUUAUUUGUAAUGUUCAUUUAUUGAUGCUAGUUGAAAGGCUAUUUCAUGGGUAAAGUGGGCAUAGCUUAGCUGUUUACCGUGGCAGGAUGGUACCUGGACCAGGGUCUUCAGGGCCGGGGACAAACACAAAUCGACUACUGCAGGUGAAAAAAAAAUGUCAGUCAAAUGUUUUUUGUUUUUUUUUAAAUAGUUUGUGACAAAAGAUAGCUCGUACCUGCUGUGAAUGCUGGGAUGUGCACAUAUGCUGUCCGCCAAUACCUUCAGUGACUCUACACAAAGAAUAAACACCAUACUGUUUAUUUCACCCUACAGAGAAAUGUCAAGAGCUGAAAUAACUCACCUUUCAGGGAUUUGAUUUGAGUUCUUCCAUAAGGGGCCGAAGAGAAAUUUCCACAGAAGAUGAAACAAGUGGGAGGCAAUGCAGCAUAGCCUGAAGAUGGGAAAACCCAAUAAUAACACCAAUCAUAUGUUGCUAAAAUAUAGUACAGUAGUUGACAGAGUUCAUUUGUUCAACUACGGAAAAUACCAGAAAAUACUAAAUCACAAAUGAAAAUUUUUAUCAUUUUAAAAGCCACAAAAAAUACACAAAAAACUGUUCAUUAGAAUUAUUAAAAAUAUAAUUUGUUUUAUUAUAUACUGCGGUAUAACAAUAUAUAUGUCAUAUAUUCUUAUUUAUAUAUUUUACAACUACAUGAUACUUAAAAAAACAAAACUAAUUAAAUAAUUUAAUAAUUAUGAAUUCAAAUGAAAUGGAAUAAUAAUAUUAGCAUACACAAUAUG